This is a messenger RNA of Cheilinus undulatus (humphead wrasse), 4644 nucleotides long. RefSeq names its product aquarius intron-binding spliceosomal factor (gene aqr). NCBI's taxonomy places the organism in Eukaryota, Metazoa, Chordata, Actinopteri, Labriformes, Labridae. Gene Ontology annotation, cellular component: catalytic step 2 spliceosome. The coding region runs from base 96 to 4517 and encodes 1473 amino acids. Gene Ontology annotation, molecular function: mRNA binding; helicase activity. The record is from RefSeq and is a predicted model, not a curated record. The transcript has 36 exons. Gene Ontology annotation, biological process: mRNA splicing, via spliceosome.
GAAGUCGGUCGCGUUCAACGCGUUUUGAUUGUGUACAUGCGUAACCGCGGUCUAUCAGCGGUUCGACUCAUAAGGAACUAGAAAAUAGAGUAGAGAUGGCCACCACCACCACAGAGAAAGAAACGCCCGCUAAGAAGGCUGCAGCGCCUUCGGUGUCCCAGAUAAAUGCAGAAUAUGUCACACAGUUGGCGAAUAAAUACUGGGCUCCUCAUGCAAAGAACAAACUGCCUUUUGACCCUAAGGUGAUGGAAGAUAUUUAUGACAAAGAAAUCCUCAAGUCCAAAUUUGCCAUCAGAAAAAUCAUGUUACUGGAGUUCAGCCAGUACCUUGAGAACUACCUGUGGGUGAACUACACUCCUGAGGUGUCCAGCAACGCCUACCUCAUGUCCAUUUGUUGCAUCGUCAAUGAAAAGUUCAGAGAGAAUGUUCCAGCAUGGGAGGUGUUUAAGAAGGAGCCCAGCCACUUUCCAUUCUUCUUCAAAUGUGUGAUGGAGGCUGUAUUGGCAGGUGAGGACGCAGGUCUGACUCUGAAGGAACAAACCGUGCUGCUGGUUUUCCUUGACCACUGUUUCAACAGUCUGGAGGUGGAUUUGAUCAGAGAGCAGGUGCAGCAGCUCAUCUCUCUUCCAAUGUGGAUGUGCCUCCUACCAUCCAGACUCCAACACGAGCUGAAGAAAGUCCCAAAACUGCAGAAAUUCUGGAAUCUAAUCAAGAAGAAAUUUGAUAAGAUGGAUGCUGACGCUGCUGAACAGGCGAAAAAAGAGAGGACUUUCCUCUCAGCUCUCAUUAAAAAGUUUCUUGGAGUUCUCACGUCGAUUCCGCCAUCAGGGCAGGUUUUAAUGGACAAAGUCCACUACUGCGAGAGGUUCAUUGAGCUCAUGAUUGAUCUGGAGGCCCUGCUGCCAACCAGGCGUUGGUUCAACACAGUCUUAGACAACUCUCAUCUGGUGGUCAGCUGCCACCUGUCCAGCCUCACCCAGAGGGAGAAAGAGGGACACCUCUUCUGUCAGUUGCUGGACAUGCUGAAGUUCUACACAGGCUUUGAGAUCAAUGAUCAGACGGGAAAUGCACUGACGGAGAAAGAGAUGACGACUCUGCACUAUGACAGAAUCACCUCCCUGCAGAGGGCGGCUUUUGCUCAUUUCCCAGAACUCCAAGACUUUGCCUUGUCCAAUGUAGCAGCAGUAGACACUCGGGACUCCCUGACCAAACAUUUUGGCCAUCUCAGUCCCAAUACGCUCCACCGGGUGGCCUCAUACUUGUGUCUGCUGCCAGAGCUGCCUGAAGGCGAAGACACCACCUAUGAGAAGGUGGUUCUCCUUGAACUGCUUGUGUCCCGCCAUGAGCGCAGAAUCUCUCAGAUUGAGCAACUUAACCAGAUGCCUCUUUAUCCAACGGAGAAGAUAAUCUGGGAUGAGAACAUCGUCCCGACGGAGUACUACUCAGGGGAAGGCUGCCUUGCGCUUCCCAAGCUCAAUCUCCAGUUCCUGACCCUCCACGACUAUCUGUUGAGGAACUUCAACCUCUUUCGUCUGGAGUCCACCUAUGAGAUCAGACAGGACAUAGAAGAUGUGGUGUGGCGUAUGAAACCAUGGCAAUCCGAGUACGGCGGCGUAGUGUUCGGGGGCUGGGCCAGGAUGGCUCAGACCAUCACCUCUUUUUCCAUCGUGGAGGUUGCCAAGCCAAACAUUGGAGAGAGCUGGCCUGCUCGUGUGCGGGCUGAUGUCACUGUUAACCUCAAUGUUCAAGAUCAUAUCAAGAAUGAGUGGGAAGGGCUUCGGAAGCACGACGUUUGCUUUCUGAUCACGGUGCGGCCCAACCUGCCCUACGGCACACGCUUUGACCGCCGCCAGCCUUUUGAGGAGCAGACUGGCCUGGUGUAUGUGCGAGGUUGCGAGGUGCAGGGUAUGCUGGAUGACAAGGGACGUGUCAUUGAAGAAGGACCUGAGCCUAGGCCUAAGCUGCGAGGAGACGCCAGAACCUUCCGGGUGUGGCUUGACCCGAACCAGUAUCAACAGGACAUGACGAGCAGCAUACAGAACGGCAUUGAGGACCCAUAUGAGACUUUCAACAUCAUCAUGAGACGCAAACCCAAGGAGAACAAUUUCAAGGCAGUGCUAGAGACCAUCAGGCACCUGAUGAACACAGAGUGUGUGGUACCAGACUGGCUUCAUGACAUUAUCCUUGGUUAUGGGGAUCCAGGCAGUGCCCACUACUCCAAAAUGCCAAACCAGAUCUCCACUUUGGACUUCAAUGACACCUUUCUGUCCCUGGACCACUUACGGUCAUGCUUUCCUGGUUAUGCCAUAAAAGUCACAGAGGAGAACCCUGAACUGCAGGUUUCCCCUUUCAGAAUCAAGUUUCCCAUCUCAAACAAAACAGAAAAGGGGAAAAAGCGAAAGGUUGAUGAAGAAGUGAAAGAGAAAGAGGAAGACAAGACCCUGAUCGUUGAGCCCUAUGUCACCCCAAACCGUGGACCAUACCCCUACAACCAGCCCAAGCGGAACACCAUUCAGUUCACUCCUACUCAGAUUGAAGCCAUUCGAGCAGGGAUGCAGCCAGGACUCACCAUGGUUGUUGGACCACCAGGCACUGGAAAGACAGAUGUCGCUGUUCAGAUCAUCUCAAACCUCUAUCACAACUUUCCAGAGCAGAGGACCCUCAUUGUGACGCACUCAAACCAGGCUCUGAACCAGCUGUUUGAAAAGAUCAUGGCUUUGGACAUCGACGAGCGCCACCUCCUGCGUCUUGGCCACGGAGAAGAGGAGCUGGAGACAGAGAAGGAUUUUAGCAGAUAUGGCCGAGUGAAUUAUGUCCUAGCCAGAAGACUGGAGCUCCUCAGGGAGGUUGGAAGGCUACAGGAGAGCUUGGACGUUCCAGGAGAUGUUUCCUACACCUGUGAGACUGCUGGGCACUUCUACCUUUACCAGGUGAUAUCUCGCUGGGAAGAGUACAUGAGUAAAGUCAGGCCUAAACAGGGAAAGAAAGUGGACGUAGAAGUGGUGGCUGCACAUUUUCCCUUCCACAAGUACUUCUCCAACGCUCCCCAGCCCGUGUUCAAAGGCCGCUCAUAUGAAGAGGACAUGGACAUCGCAGAGGGAUGCUACCGCCACAUCAAGAAAAUAUUUACCCAGCUGGAGGAGUUCAGGGCCUUUGAGCUGCUGAGGAGUGGACUGGACCGCUCCAAAUAUCUGCUGGUGAAGGAAGCCAAAAUCAUUGCCAUGACCUGUACACAUGCUGCACUCAAGCGUCAUGACCUAGUGGAGCUGGGAUUUAAGUAUGACAACAUCCUGAUGGAAGAAGCUGCUCAAAUUCUGGAGAUCGAGACCUUCAUCCCCCUCCUGUUACAGAACCCAGAAGAUGGCUACAGCAGGCUGAAGCGUUGGAUCAUGAUUGGAGACCACCAUCAGUUGCCCCCUGUUAUUAAGAACAUGGCCUUCCAGAAGUACUCCAACAUGGAGCAGUCUCUCUUCACCAGAUUUGUGCGCCUGGGAGUGCCCACCAUAGAUCUGGAUGCACAGGGCCGUGCACGAGCAAGCCUGUGUAACCUGUACAACUGGCGUUACAAACACCUGGGUAACCUGCCCCAUGUGCAGCAACUGCCAGAGUUCCAGGUCCCCAACCCUGGCCUGACCUUUGACUUCCAGCUGGUUAAUGUGGAGGACUUUAAUGGAGUGGGAGAAUCCGAGCCCAGCCCUUACUUCUACCAGAACCUGGCAGAAGCUGAGUACUGUGUGGCUCUGUACAUGUACAUGCGUCUGCUGGGCUACCCUGCAGACCGCAUCAGCAUCCUCACCACCUACAAUGGGCAGAAACAUCUGAUCAGAGACGUCAUCAACCAGAGAUGUGCCGGAAAUCCAUUCUUUAGUCAGCCAAACAAGGUGACUACAGUAGACAGGUUCCAGGGUCAGCAGAAUGACUACAUCAUCCUCUCACUGGUCCGCACCAAAGCCGUGGGACAUCUGAGGGACGUGAGGCGUCUGGUGGUCGCCAUGUCGAGAGCCAGGCUGGGUCUGUACAUCUUUGCGCGGGUGUCGCUGUUCCAGAACUGCUUCGAGCUCCAGCCUGCCUUCAACCAGCUCACUGCCAGGCCUCUGCAGCUGCACAUCAGACCACACGAGUACUAUAGCCAGGAGCAGCCCAGAGAUGCUUCUGGACAGCCCGAUCAGAUCAUUAAGGACAUGCCUGAGAUGGCCACCCUGGUGUACAACAUGUACAUGCACAUCAUCAAGACCUCCCAGACGUACAGACAGCAACAACAACAGAGGCUGGCUCUGCCUCCUCAACAAGCAAAGAAAGAUGUUGCACUGGAGAAAGCACCAUCCAGCUCUGGGGAUGUGCAGGAAGAAACCCCCAUGGAGCAGGAAGCUCAAGAAGGAAGCAAAAACUCAGAGCCAAUGUCUGAGGACAGCAAAGAGGAACCAGAGAGCCAAGACACAGAGGAGCACGCUAAGAUGCCGGAGCAUCCUGGCAGAGACAGCGACAGCGAUGGGGAGGACAGUGGAGAGGAAAAGUAGGGUCUAGAUAUGGGACAGGGACCAAGAUGAAUGUCCCUUAGACAGAUUAAUGUGAAGUCAGUGAAUUUUUCUAGAUGAUUUGUAUGUUGUAACCAUCAGUCCUUUUUUUAUUAAAAUGUAAAUCCUC